Messenger RNA from Meira miltonrushii, 1098 nucleotides. RefSeq names its product TBC-domain-containing protein. The transcript has a single exon. NCBI's taxonomy places the organism in Eukaryota, Fungi, Basidiomycota, Exobasidiomycetes, Exobasidiales, Brachybasidiaceae. The record is from RefSeq and is a predicted model, not a curated record. The coding region runs from base 1 to 1098 and encodes 365 amino acids.
AUGACUUCCAAAGCCGUUGAUGCGGUUCGCAAGGGUGGAGAUGCUUUUGGAUUUGCAAGUUCAGUGAAUGAUACUACACCCACCCCUAACGGCGAAUCGAAUGGAACUGGAGCAAAUAAGCAAGCUUCAAAACGUGCAAAGGGAGAAGAGGAGUGGAGUUUAGGUGGCUUGAUCGGACUGGGUCAAUUGGGCAGCAAUCCAAAAGAUCAACAGGAAUUCCAAAGAUUGAUCCAAGGCGGAAUCCCGUUGAUUUAUAGACCAAAGCUUUGGUAUGAAUGCAGCGGCGCUUUUGAUCGUGUUGAGCCUGGGCGCUAUCAGGAACUGUUGGACGAACAUGAAAAUGAAGAGAACGCAUGUACAAAGCAGAUCGAUUUAGACGUAGGACGGACUAUGCCCACGAAUAUCUUCUUCGCAGGAGAUGGACCGGGUGUCGCUAAAUUGCGCAGACUCUUGGUGGCCUAUUCCUGGUACAAUCCACAAUGCGGUUAUUGUCAAGGUAUGAACAAUCUUGCUGCAACGCUUUUGUUAACACAUGCAACCGAAGAGGAGGCAUUUUGGGUCCUUGCAAGCUUGAUCGAGAAUAUUCUACCGGUGGACUACUUCACAGCACAUCUACUUAUUGCACAAGCCGAUCAACGGGUUUUGAUUGAUUUUGUGCAAGAGCUGAUGCCCAAAUUGGCAGGACAUAUAGACGAAUUGGGAGUGGAUUUACCCGCUGUGACAUUUGCAUGGUUCUUGUCUCUUUAUACAGACUGUUUGCCGGUGGAAACAUUGUUCAGGGUUUGGGAUGUUCUAUUUGUGGAAGGGAUGGGAAUCUUGUUCAAAGUGGCACUUUCGAUCUUUAUGUUGAACGAAAAGGAGUUAUUGCGAACCAAUUCUCCCUCUUCAUUCUACAGCCUCAUGCAUUCAAUGACGAGCCAUCAAUUCUCGGCUGAUAAAUUAUUGGCGUUGGCAUGUGAAGGUUUACGAUCUUCGGUAAAGAUGGACAAGAUCGAAGAAAGGCGGGCAAAGCAUAUACAAGAUCUACAGAUCGAACUAGGCCUUGAUCCAACGGAGAUCGGGCAUAGAACUCCGAGCGGCUCAUCUAUCCAGAUGUGA